AUGAUAUUAUACUGCAUAAUUAUAAAUGGAAAGAAUUGUGACAGCAAUAAUCCUUCCAAGCAAGGUAUUCUUCUAUUUAAAAAGUAUAUAAAACAUAAUAGUAAAAAUUUUAUAAUACCCAUAUCUAAGCCUUGUUUAGCAAUAAGAAAGUUUAAAUCUUCUUUUUCUUAACUGAUAAAGGGGAUAUAGCGGUGUAAGAAUCCAGAAAACUAUAAAUAUAGAUGA
This is a messenger RNA of Tetrahymena thermophila SB210, 225 nucleotides long. RefSeq lists its product as hypothetical. The transcript is spliced from 2 exons. The record is from RefSeq and is a predicted model, not a curated record. NCBI's taxonomy places the organism in Eukaryota, Ciliophora, Oligohymenophorea, Hymenostomatida, Tetrahymenidae.